UUUCAUGUGCAAUAGUUGCCAGUGGAGGUUCAAUACUAAUCGACUGUAAUUCAUAGUGCAACCGGUUGUGCAUGCGAUACAAAAAACCAGAUUGAGAACACCGUUUGAGUGGAAAUUAGUUCAAAAUAGCAGAAGAUUUGUUACAUUUUUAUCCUUAGAGUUAGAGUGAGCAUUGUCUGGACUGGAUGUGGUGAGCCACUGGUUUGAAAAAGGAGAAAAAGGGGGAGAUUGCUCAUAAGUUUGUGCUGCCGGAAAGACAAGCUAAAGUAAACUUACUGAUCAAAGCCAUGGAGCAAGCCACUGGUGAUGUCGGGGACACCCUGUACUGUAUCUGCCGCUCUUCAGACUGUGAAAGGUUUAUGAUUGGAUGUGAUCACUGUGAAGAAUGGUACCAUGGUGACUGUAUAGGUGUGACCCAGUUGGAUGCCAGGUCCAUUAAGCGUUACUACUGUGAUGCAUGUCGAGCUCGGAAUCCCAGUCUUGAAAUUCAGUACAAAAACAAAAAGAAGGAAAAGAGAGUGAGUGAAUCCAGUGACCAGGAGAGAUUUGACAAGCAUCACAAAGAAUACAGGUCGAAGCUGAGGGAGAAAAUGAUGGCAAAAAGUCGGACGACCCGACGAUGUGGUGAAUGCAGUGCUUGUCACAGGAACGAGGACUGUGGCAGAUGUGAUUUCUGUAAGGACAUGAGAAAGUUUGGAGGCAUCAACAAAUUGCGCCAGAAGUGUAGACUCCGGCAGUGCACGAACUAUGGAAUCUCCACAAGCGAUAAAGGAUCUGUUGCCACGGACACUGGUUCAGAAAGAGCAGUUACUGAUUUGUCUGACUUUGAAGAUGACUUUGACGAGGAAGAGGCAUAUGAAAAUGUCAAAGUGGCACCGAAGAAACGUGAAAGACGAACAAGCUCGUCUGAAGCAUCUCCAAAGAAAAAGAAAGAUAAAAAGAAGGUGAAAAGUAAAGAAAAAGGCAAGAAAACACCGGAAAAGCCUCAGUGUGCUAUUAAUUCACAGAAAAGUCGUCAGAAGUCAAGUUUAUCAAGGAGACGUACAGAAGUUGAUGAUGCUCUUGAAACAGAUGACGACAUGCCCAGACAGUGCUAUGGCCCAGCGUGCAUAGAGCCGGCCAGGCUUGGCUCCAAAUAUUGUUCAGAUGAGUGCGGGAUGAAGCUAGCAAAGAGCCGUAUCUACGAAAUCCUACCGUCCAGAAUUCAGCAGUGGCACAGCAGUCCAUGUGUUGGAGAAGAUAACAACAAAAAACUUUUAGAGCAACUGCGUCAAGAAACGAUUGAGGCUCGACUAAAACUCCGCCAGCUGGACCUGAAGAUUCAAGAGCUGGAUGCCCUAGUGGAGCGAGGAAAACAUCUCUCUGUGGUGGCAGAACAGGAGGGUGCUGAGCAGGAUGAGGACACAGAGCUGAGCAUUUACUGUGUGACUUGUGGUAGUGAAGUCAGUCAAAAGGGUGCCCUCAGACACAUGGAGAAGUGCUAUCUGAAGUUUGAGGCGCAAACCUCCUUUUGGUCCAUUUACAAGACCCGCAUUGAAGGAAAUUCCAUGUUCUGUGACUUCUACAACCCUCAGCAGAAGAUGUACUGUAAACGUUUGAAAAUUCUGUGUCCUGAACACACAAAGGAGCCUAAGGUCAACCCUGAUGCUGUCUGCGGUUGCCCCAUCCCAGUCAACCUGUUCACUGAAGGCGACGUGCUGUGUCGUGCCCCAAAAAGGAAGUGUGUGAAACACUUCUGUUGGGAAAAGUUGAGGCGGGCGGAAAUCGAUAUGCAGAGACUCCGACAGUGGAUGAAACUGGAUGAUCUGUUUGAGCAAGAGCGCAACAUUCGAAUGGCAAUGUCCAACCGUAUGGGUGUGCUGGGACUCAUGUUACACCAGACUGUUGACCACGAUCCCACUACGCCCAUGAAGACAACCCCAAACUGAGUCAUGCUAUUUUUUGUUCCUUCCAAUGUACAGUUUUAUUGUAUAGAGUAUAGAGAGAUAUAUGAAAUAAACAUGUGUUUGCAGAAUGUAAAAA
Aplysia californica (California sea hare) is the source of this 2022-nucleotide messenger RNA. RefSeq names its product CXXC-type zinc finger protein 1. Gene Ontology annotation, molecular function: zinc ion binding; DNA binding. Gene Ontology annotation, biological process: positive regulation of DNA-templated transcription. Gene Ontology annotation, cellular component: Set1C/COMPASS complex. Bases 288 to 1928 code for a protein of 546 amino acids. Lineage: Eukaryota; Metazoa; Mollusca; Gastropoda; Aplysiida; Aplysiidae. The record is from RefSeq and is a predicted model, not a curated record. The transcript has 14 exons.